This is a messenger RNA of Impatiens glandulifera, 1948 nucleotides long. Its product is annotated as transcription factor TGA9-like. Gene Ontology annotation, molecular function: sequence-specific DNA binding; DNA-binding transcription factor activity. The coding region runs from base 60 to 1610 and encodes 516 amino acids. The record is from RefSeq and is a predicted model, not a curated record. Gene Ontology annotation, biological process: DNA-templated transcription; regulation of DNA-templated transcription. The transcript is spliced from 12 exons. NCBI's taxonomy places the organism in Eukaryota, Viridiplantae, Streptophyta, Magnoliopsida, Ericales, Balsaminaceae.
UUCAGCAGGGAGAUAGAUCGAUCGAUAGAUAGAGAUUAAUGGUCUGAAGAAUACAUAUAAUGGAGAAUCAUAGAGUUGGUUUAUCAGAAGCUGGACCUUCUUCUCAUCAUAUCACUUAUGGGACAUCAUCUGUUCCUCCUCCAAUUCCUAAUUCAAACUUCAUUCAUCAAGAUGGAUCUGCCUUUGAUUUUGGGGAACUUGAGCAAGCCAUAGUUUUACAAGGAGUUCAUAUUGAUGAUGAUCAUCAUGUUAAUAAAUCAUCAUCAUCUUUAUUUUCAACCAGACCUGCAACUACACUGAAAAUGUUCCCCUCAUGGCCUAUAGGAUUCCAACAGAACACACCAAUAGGAGGAAUUAGUUCAAAGUCAGGGGAAGAUCAAGAAGACAGCACUGAUUCAGGAUCAGCAGUUAAUGCUUUUUCAAGUCAUCUUCAACAGCCAGAAUCUCCAAUCAGCUGUUCUUCAGAUCAUAAUAAUAGUAAUAAUCAUCAUCUUCUUCAGCUAACCCAAAACCAGCAACAAUAUCAUCAGAUGGCUAGCCCAAGAACUGGACUUUCACCUCCUGUCAAUGAUCAAGUACCACUUUCCAAACCCAACCAUGAAAAGAAGAAGGGGCCACGUUCAUCGUCAGAAACACUGCAGGAUGCAAAGACACUAAGAAGAUUAGCCCAAAACAGAGAAGCCGCCAAGAAAAGCAGGCUUAGAAAGAAGGCUUAUGUGCAUCAGCUGGAAACAAGCAGGAUCAAACUUGCCCAGUUAGAGCAGGAUCUUCAUCGAGCUAGAUCUCAGGGAUUGUUCCUAGGAGGAGGUGUUGCUGCUUGUGGAAACAUUAGUUCUGGUGCUGCAAUGUUCGACAUGGAGUAUUCAAGAUGGCUAGACGAUGAUCAUAGGCAUAUGGCCCAGCUUCGAGCAGGAAUCCAAGCACAAUUUUCAGACGAGGAUCUUCGAUUGAUAGUUGAUGGGUACAUUGCCCAUUACGACGAAAUCUUUCAUCUUAGGGAAGUUGCUGCCAAAACUGACGUAUUUCAUCUCAUAACCGGAAUGUGGACCACCCCAGCCGAACGUUGCUUCCUUUGGAUGGGUGGUUUCAGGCCCUCAGAGCUAAUCAAGAUGUUAAUGGCACAACUAGAUCCAUUAACCGAGAAUCAAGUCAUAGGCAUUUAUAGUCUUCAACAUUCGUCUCAACAAGCCGAGGAAGCUCUUUCACAGGGUUUGGAACAACUUCAACAAUCUCUAGUAAACACAAUAUCUGGUGGUGGUUCUCUAAGUGAUCAUGGCAUGCACCAUAUGACCAUUGGUGGUCCUCUCGGUGAAGAUGGCAUGCACCCUAUGGCGGUUGCUCUAGAUAAACUAUCAAAUCUCGAAGGUUUUGUUCGCCAGGCCGACAAUUUUAGACAACAAAUCAUUCAUCAAUUGCAUCGGAUACUCACAGUUCGACAGGCGGCUAGGUGUUUUCUUGCAAUCGGAGAAUACUAUGUUCGACUUCGAGCCCUGAGCUCCCUAUGGUCGUCUCGCCCACGAGAGUCAUUGAUCGUGGACGAUGGGUCUUGUCAAACAGCCUCGGAUGUGGGAGUUGGACGAUCUUCUCAGAACAAUUUCUCCAACUUUUAAAGAUAAUUGGGAAUCAAGAUUGGUUUGUUGUUUAAUAUAUAUUUAUAUAUGUUAAGACAGUCUAAUUAAUUAGGAAAGAAAGAAAAUGAAGAAAAUUAAUGGGUAAUUUCAUGGAGCUUUAGGCCUUAAUUUCCAAAGUAUGUAAAUUCUUUAGAGGCGUAAAUGUACAUCAAUUUUAUGGAGGAGAAGAGAAGGAUUAUUAUUAAUCUAGCUUAACUUUAUUAUUAUUAUUAUUAUUAUUAAUAUAUUAUCUGUAAGCGGAAUCGUCCAAUUUGAGCAUUAUUAUGUGGUUAAUUAAUAUUAUAUGAUUAUUGGGAAAGGAGGGUGCCCAAGAUCAA